This is a messenger RNA of Colletotrichum abscissum, 1638 nucleotides long. RefSeq lists its product as uncharacterized. The coding region runs from base 1 to 1638 and encodes 545 amino acids. Gene Ontology annotation, cellular component: plasma membrane. Gene Ontology annotation, molecular function: transmembrane transporter activity. The transcript is spliced from 7 exons. Lineage: Eukaryota; Fungi; Ascomycota; Sordariomycetes; Glomerellales; Glomerellaceae. The record is from RefSeq and is a predicted model, not a curated record. Gene Ontology annotation, biological process: transmembrane transport.
AUGGGCUCUGACACGGUCGGAAUGGCCCCGCCGUCGGGCUUCAUCCCUGGAACGGUCCACUUGGUAGAUCUUGAGGGUACGAUGGCCCCACGGCACGCUGAGGGUAGUGGAAAAGACAUCGUUCUGAUUCCGACGCCAUCAAAUGACCCGGACGACCCUUUGAAUUGGAGCCCUCGAAGAAAGUAUCAGCUCCUAGCAUGCAUAUGCGUUUACUGCCUCGCCGUUGGCAUCGCAUCAGCCGCGAUCUACUCAGUCCUUGUGCCGAUAUCCACCGCGACCGGUCUGACCCUCGCAGAUUUGAACUCCGGAACCGGCUACAUGUUUCUUGCAUUUGGUUGGGGCUGUCUGAUAUGGCAACCGCUUGCCCAGAAGUUUGGCAAACGUCCAGUAUACUUGUUUACUCUACUAGGAAGCAUGGCAACCCAGGCCAUCAUGUUGUGGGCACCAUAUGCCACCACGGGCAGUAAUUGGAUUGCGAAUAAAGUAUUGCAGGGAGCUAUCGGUGCGCCCAUAGAAUCUCUGUGCGAGAUAUCCAUUGCCGAUGUGUGGUUCACACACGAGAGAGGCACUUACAUGGGCUUCUAUGCCUUGUUCUUGGUGGGAAGUAACUUCCUUGCACCAGUCAUUGCCGGAUUCGUCAAUGACGGCCAAGGUUGGGAAUGGGUCUUGUACUGGUGUGCUAUCUUCUGCGGGGCUGGCUUCGCCAUCUGUUUCUUCUUCAUGGAAGAGACCAAUUAUCAACGCAUGGACGUUUUGACGGCCGAACCCUAUCAAGUGGACUACACACCAUCAGCACUUGAGAAGGGGUCCAAAGAUCCAUCCGACUCAGAUCGAGUAGCGCCUGUUCAGACGCCUCCCAGCCUCGUGCCGACUAUGACAAAGAAGUCAUACCUCGACAAGCUCAAAAUGUUCAGAAAACAGGACAUCAAUCAUCACGCUUCACUUGUAGAGAUGGUGAUCAGACCAUUCCUCUACUUCCAAUUUCCAUCAAUCGUAUUCGCAGGCUUCAUGUAUGGAGCUGUUGUUUGUUAUUUCAAUGUUCUGAAUGGCACUGCAUCGUUGAUCUUAUCGAGCUCGCCUUACAACUUCAGAUCAAGCAUUGUCGGAUUGUCUUACAUAUCCUGCUUGAUCGGCGUCGGCAUUGGAACAGUGUACUCGGGGCUUUUUGGCGACAAGUUCGUCAUCUGGAAGGCACGUCGUAACAACGGAAUAAUGGAACCUGAGUUCCGUUUGUGGCUCUUCACAGCACUAUUGAUCUGCAUCCCAGGUGCUCUUCUCCUCUGGGGCGUCGGGGCCGCGCACGAAGUCCACUGGUUUGGCUUGGUUUUUGCAAUGGGUGUCUUCGGUGCAGCUAUCACUGCCGGCAGCCAGCUUUCGAUCAGCUAUUGCAUCGACUGCUACAAGGAGUUGGGCGAAGAUGCCAUUGUCACCGUCAUCUUGAUCCGCAACACCAUGUCUUUUGCCGUUUCCUAUGGCAUAACUCCUUGGGUCGAAAAUAUGGGGUACCAAAACGCGUUUUUAGUUGCUGCGUUUGCUGCUUUGGCGCAGAUCUCGUCGUACUUUGCCAUGAUCAAAUGGGGUCGACAGAUUCGUGCAGCGAGUGUCACCCGGUAUUGGAAGUACUGCCAGAAAGAGUAG